Molecule: messenger RNA, 1188 nt
Organism: Drosophila ananassae
Lineage: Eukaryota; Metazoa; Arthropoda; Insecta; Diptera; Drosophilidae
Product: acidic mammalian chitinase
Exons: 3
Coding region: 36-1142 (368 amino acids)
Biological process (GO): chitin catabolic process; carbohydrate metabolic process
Cellular component (GO): extracellular region
Molecular function (GO): chitinase activity; chitin binding
Source: RefSeq, a predicted model, not a curated record
UCUGAAGGAACGGGACUGGGCCAGCAUUUUGCGAAAUGGGAAAACUAUUAGCUAUUCUUGCAGUCCUCUGCCUGAGCCAGGCGAUCGUUGCUGAGCGCAUCGUCAACUGCUACUGGGGCACCUGGGCUAAUUACCGCAGCGGCAAUGGCAAGUUCGAUGCCUCCAACAUCGAUGCUGGCCUUUGCACCCACCUGAGUUACUCCUUCUUCGGCAUCAACGACAGCGGCGAGAUCAUCUCCCUGGACACUUGGUUGGACUACGAUCUGGGAUUCAUCAACAAGGCUAUAGGUCUGAAGAGCCAGAAUUCCGGCCUGAAGGUUCUGGCCGUCGUCGGAGGCUGGAACGAGGGCUCCACCAAGUACUCCUCCAUGGCUGGCGAUUGGUACAAGCGCCAGAACUUCAUCAACUCCGCUCUGAACCUGCUCCGCAACAACGGAUUCGAUGGUCUUGACUUGGACUGGGAAUACCCCAACCAGCGUGGUGGAAACUGGGAUGAUCGUGCCAACUUUGUGACCCUUCUGCGCGAACUGAAGGAAGCUUUCGCUCCCUACGGCUAUGAGUUGGGUAUUGCUGUUGGAGCCGGAGAGGGUAUUGCCAGUGCCUCUUACGAGAUUGCCAACAUUGCCCAGCACGUGAACUUCAUCAAUGUGAUGACCUACGACUUCGCCAUGGCCUCCGAUGGCCAGACCGGCUUCAACUCUCCCCAGUGGGCCGUCGAGAACUCCAUUAACUUCUGGUUGAGCCAGGGUGCUCCCGCCAACAAGCUUGUCCUGGGCGUCGGCAUGUACGGACGCACCUUCCAGCUGUCGGACGCUUCCCAGAACUGGCCCGGAGCUCCGUGCCGAGGCGGUGGCAACGCCGGAUCCUACACCGGCGAGAGCGGCUACUUGGGAUACAACGAAAUCUGCCUGAACAACUGGGAGACCGUGUUCGAUUACGGUAAUGCCGCUCCCUACGCCUUCUCCGGCGAUCAGUGGGUCAGCUUCGACAACGUGCUCAGUGUGCAGUACAAGAUGGACUUUGCCAUUUCCAAGGGCCUGGCUGGAGCCAUGAUCUGGUCUCUGGAGACUGACGACUACCGCGGCCAGUGCGGAGAGUCCUACCCCCUGCUGAAGACCAUCAACAGGAAGCUGCGUUGGUAAAGGGUUUCCACAAUAGACUGUUUGAAUAAAAUUUAUGAAAAUGCAA